CCACAAUAACAAUGGUUGUCGCACUUGGCUGUCAAAAGAAGGGACGACCUGGAACUUUUGUCUACAAAUUUGUGUUAACACUCGGCAUCACCGAAAUCCAUGGAAUUUGGCGAUGUUCGUCGAUUCAUGACGUUAACUAAUUUUUGACUUGUCAUGGUGAAGGUACGCAAAAUUAAAAUGACACUGUAGUGGAAGCCGAGAAACGCAGUCGAAGCAACAAAUGAACAGCUGACGAUGUUUUGUAAUUAGCAUGAUUUAACAUCUAACACUUGCUUGGCCUGCUCGCCUUUUUAAUUGAAAAUGUUCAAAGCUGAGGAAUCGUCGAAAGGUAGUUUCCUUCAGCACACAAAGGCAGCGAGAGAAGAGCGUGCCAAUGAAAAAAUCAGGAGGGAAGCAGCUACUUUCAUUCAAGCCCAUGUCAGAGGCUGGCUGGCGAGAGUUAAGUUCGCAAACAGAAUUCGGGCACAAUUUGAUAACGCCUUCCCAGAUGAAAAAGCCAGUGAUAACGAAACAAGUAAAGCUCUGGAACUAAAGCCUGCUUUACAGGUUUACAAAGUUAUCUCUAGGUUUUUAAUAGUAUACAAAUCGGACAAAGAUCAAGGAAGAGUGGAAAAGUUAUGCAGAUAUUUAGUACAAUCAAUUCUGUCGGAGUCUCCCGCACUUUCUUACGUUGGAGUUGCAUUAAGCAAAGAACAUUACAUAUCAUGGAUAUCUCAACUAAAAACAGUACUGCAACACUGCAUGACUGGUUUAGAGAAUCUUCGACCAGAAAUAGUGUCAGACCACAAGUCUAUUCUUCUGCGAUUGCAUACAUUAGUUAGCUUUACAUCACCUGGAACAUGGGCAAUCCAACAUCUGAAUGGAAUGGAAAAGCUCAAAGCUGGCAUGAAUCAGCUUUGUGCGAAUAUAAUGGGGCAUCUAGUCAACAAUGGGUUCUACAAUAUUAUGCAGGCUCUUUUAGUGAAAAGUUUAGGCAGAGAAACGAUCACAUUAGCACCUGUCGAACUAUCAGCAGUGAUAACAUUAACCUUGAGGCCAUUGAUUUCUUCUCAAAUGUCUGAUAAAUUGGUUUCAUUAUUUUUAAUAUACAUCCUUAGUGUACCAUCUUUGGUCUAUCAUCUACACAAAGUUUCUCCAAAGUGCAUUUCCUUAUUCACGACACAUAAUCUCUUCCUAAGAAGCUUGGAUUUAUUAAAUUCUGAACAAAAUUUGAGGAUAGUUUUCAAUGCUCUGGAAGGAAGUUAUGCACUAUGCCUUCUAGCCAAUUUAGUCCAAUUAGCCACUAUUGAAAGAGAAGAAAUAUUAAAAGAUGCAUAUUUCCCAUCGUUCACGUUCGUGGUGACAAAAAUGUUGGAGGCUUGUCAGCAAUACGUAGUUGCGAAGCAGAGUCACCUAACAAAUUGGCAUCCAAUUCUCGGAUGGUUUGCACAAAAAAUCGACCCUUCUCUUCCAGGAGCGAUUCCUUUUGUAAAGUUACAAUUGUCUGAGCUCUGGACUGGAAGAAUCGUAACUCAGUUGAUUGGUGAACCACUUAUGGAACUCGUUGAGAAUGAAUCGCCCCCACAAUUAGAGCAGCAAAGUACCUCAGUCGGUACUAAUAUUUUUGUUCGAGCUUUUAUGGAAGCAAGGACAAACCGAAAUAAUAGCAAUAAAAAUUAUCGCAAACUGGGAAGCCCGGAAACUACAAGAAUAGCUUUAAUUUGUUCCCUUUAUCAGACAGCUCUUCAUACUCUAACAGAGAUAAAAUUUGAUAUUUUGAUAGGAUUGUGCAAUGAUAAACUUUUAUACCACAUGUGGCUAUUUUUGGGAACUCUCGGUCCUCACUGUGGUUUGAAAGCGUUUCUUGAUCUAUUGGCUGCUAAUACGAAAUGCACCGCUCCUGAAUUCCACAUGUUAAUUUUAUUUUGCGAUUGUAUGACACAUUACGUUACAAUAUUGGAUGACAUGGAAAUGUAUGAGAAGCAGGAGCCGUUCAAACUCUCGGAUUUUAUCACGAUGUCUUAUUUCCUCAAUCAGUUUCUGUAUAAAGCAGUUCUAAAUAAUUUAUUUGAUGUUACAGAUGUGAAAUCAGUGUCUAAUAAUCCUCUAUUCACAUCGCUUCACACAUUACUGAUGACAAUAUAUCGUCGCGACUGUAGAAGAACUUUUUGUCCAGAGGGUCAUUGGCUAGCCAAGGAGGUUCGAGUGUCUGGAUUUCUGGCUGAUCUUGAAAAGGGAAGAAGAGGAGCAGCGCUACUUCUUUCCAAGAUGCCUCAUGUAAUACCCCAUUCAGAGAGAAUCGUGUUAUUUCGAAAGCACAUAGCAGAUGAAAAAGCAGUGCUGGGUUUGACCGAAAGUGCCUGUAAUAGUCCUCCUUCAACUCUGAUCUCAGUACAUAGGUCUCGUAUAGUAGAGGACGGUUAUCGGCAAUUGGCGAUGCUACCUUCUCAGGCUUUAAAAGGUGUGAUAAGAGUUCGUUUCGUUAAUGAACAAGGCUUAGAUGAGGCUGGAAUUGAUCAGGAUGGUGUGUUCAAAGAAUUCUUGGAGGAGACAAUCAAGAGAGUUUUUGAUCCCUCUUUGAAUUUGUUCAAGGCAACGAGUGAAAAUAGACUUUAUCCUUCACCCACAUCGUCGAUACAGGAAAACCAUCUCCUACUGUUUGAAUUCGUUGGCCGAAUGCUUGGAAAGGCUGUUUACGAGGGUAUAGUUGUGGACGUACCGUUCGCAUCAUUUUUCGUUUCCCAAUUCUCCGGUCAAACCGGUGGCGCUCUUUACAGUUCGCUCGACGAAUUGGCUUCUCUCGAUCGAGAUUUGUAUCGAAGUUUGACUCUUGUUAAACAUUACAAAGGAGACGUGCAACAACUGGAAUUGACUUUUUCACUGGACGAAGAUGUUAUGGGCAAAUUGGUUACGCACGAGUUGGUUCCUGGCGGAAGAGCCGAGCCGGUUACUAAUCUGAAUAAGAUUAAUUAUAUUCAUAUGAUGGCGAGGUUCAGAAUGGUCACGCAAAUCAGAGAUCAAACUGCGGCUUUCAUCAAAGGAUUUCGUUCAAUCAUCAAUCCAGAGUGGUUGUCUCUUUUCUCGACACCUGAGCUGCAAAGGUUGAUCUCAGGCGACAACGUCCCGAUAGAUUUGCGAGAUCUGAGAAGACACACUCAAUAUUAUGGCGGAUUCCACGACAGCCACAGAGUCGUUUGUUGGCUGUGGGAUAUUUUAGAAAAAGAUUUUUCUGAACAAGAAAGAGGUUUAUUCCUCAAGUUUGUGACUAGCUGUUCCAAGUCUCCGUUAUUAGGUUUUGCACACUUGGAACCUCCUUUUUCGAUAAGGUGCGUAGAAGUUGGUGCUGAUGAAGAUACUGGUGAUACAAUAGGUAGCAUAAUAAGGGCUUUUUUCACGAUACGGAAAAAGGAUCCGCAGAAUAGACUACCUACCUCUUCGACUUGUUUUAAUCUUCUAAAGCUGCCAAACUAUCAGAAGAAAAGUACUUUGCGAGAAAAACUGCGAUAUGCCGUUACGAGUAAUACAGGAUUCGAACUUUCGUAAUUUUUUGUGAAAAUAAUGUCUCGCUACAGCUGUGAAAACCAAAAAUUGCAAAAUUUCUUGCAAAUAAGUGAAGCGAACCGCAGAUUGGACUUAAUUCUAAAAGCUCGCUGAACUCGACUUUGUUUAUACAAUCGAUUGUGCACUGUACGUAAAAUUGCAAGAGCAUAUUUUCCUUGGAGUGCAUAUUCCACUUUGUGUAUAAAUUACCUACAAUAAAUAAGUGCAGUGAUGAUGAGUAGACUACCAUAUUUUGGAAUGAUAUCUAGUUCUAAGAGAGGAAUUGAUGGUGUUGAUAAGUACUAGUUUAUCGAAAUAGAAUUGUUUUACACAAUAUUCUUUGUACUCUCUCGGCAAUAAGAGAAAAACGAUUAUUGAUCAUUUCAACGCACAAUCACGUGUACAGACUGUAUUUUUAUUAUUUCUUCAGUUUCAUAGUUUUGGAAGCUAAUUAUUAGUAGUAUUGUUAGAUGAGAAGUGGAUGAAAAAGUUAGUACAAAGAGUAAUUCUUCUUCUGAACUUCCCUUUUGAGGCUUUUUAAUUAUACGACAAAACUUGUAAUUAUUUUUCACUCUCAACACAGACACACGUAAAGGACUUUGUUAUAUUUCUUUUUGUGAGCAAAAUAAGACGUGAUUUUUUGCUUGAAUGUUUUAUAUAUGUGAUUUUUCCUUUCAGAGAAGUGUGAUUAUUAAAAAAGUUUAUAUUGCAUUUUGAAGAAACGAUCGAAAAUUGUAAUUCAGGGUGAAUCGAAAAUAAAAAUGGUAUAAAUGAAGACGCCUUCGCAAUGAAAAGUUUCCUUUUUGGUAUUUUAUAAUAUGCAUACAAUUUGAAAUGAAUCGAUUAAUGUCUUGCAGUUGGAAAAAUUGUGAAUGUUAUUUUUGUUUCUUAAUCUGCAUGAUAUGCCUAAUGUGUACCAUUUUUUAUUUUAUUUUGUGUAGGAGACAUUUAAUUUUGUAUGGAGACCUGAAAAUUAAAAACAAUUUAGAAGCUCUAAAAGUCAGAAAUAAUUUUGUUCACUGUAGAAAAACUUCUUAUGUCCAAAAUGUACUUCCAAAAAAAUUGAAAUCAGAUCGUUAACUUAAAAAAGUUCAGCGACUCUUCAUUUUAAACGAUCUGAUCUUCUCAUUUUCUUUGAAGUACAUUUUGAUCGUAAAAAAGUUUGUCUGUGCUGAAAAAAAAGUAUUUAUAACUUUUAGAGCUUCUAGGUUUUUAUUUUCAUUUGUAGUUUUGUAAGAAAUAGGCAUAUUGUGCAGAUUAUACAACAAAAAUAACAUUCACGAUUUUGCAAAAUCCUGCUAUUAACUUUUUUUAAAUUCUAUUUGGGACUUCGCCCAACCACAAGGCAUUAAUCGAUUAAUUUGAAAUUUUAUGCAUGUUAUAAGGAACCGAAAAUUAAACUUUUUAGCUCUAAGGCGUUUUCAAUUUAUACACAUUUUUUCGACACGCACUAAUCUAUAAAGAAAGGCUUAAUUAAAAUUGUUCAAAAACAAGUUCGUGCGAACCUGCGACAAUGUGGACCACGAUUUUCGAAUGACUCGCUUAUCGUAUAUGAUAAAAAAGCAAUAUUUUAUAAACGUACGUGUACAUUAUUGAUAUGUUAAGGAAAUGAUGAAAAUGAUGAUUUAAUAUGCUUAUGUAAGAAUUCUUAAUAAUCAUGUAAAUAUGCAAACAA
Messenger RNA from Belonocnema kinseyi, 5194 nucleotides. Its product is annotated as ubiquitin-protein ligase E3B. The transcript is spliced from 16 exons. The coding region runs from base 301 to 3522 and encodes 1073 amino acids. Gene Ontology annotation, biological process: ubiquitin-dependent protein catabolic process; protein polyubiquitination. The record is from RefSeq and is a predicted model, not a curated record. Lineage: Eukaryota; Metazoa; Arthropoda; Insecta; Hymenoptera; Cynipidae. Gene Ontology annotation, molecular function: ubiquitin protein ligase activity; protein binding.